GCCGGGCCAAAGUAGCCAAGUGAGGAGUAACUUUAAGAGCGAAUUCUCCAGGAGUCUCGAGCCCCUGCUGUCGGUGGUGGGCAAGGGCCGCGGGGACAUGGCCAUGCCCUCGGGCUCGUCAGGGUGCAGCGAGAAGCAAUCCUCGGAGGGCUGCACUUCCCGCCCCCCGUCGGCAGGAUCGGCCAUGCCUCCGACGGCCUUCGGGAUGCCAGGUUCCCGUCGGUCCCUGUCGGCGGCGAAACUGAAGAUCAUCGAGAGCGGAGGGCCCUUCGCCGACCACUGCAAGUCGCACGAGAAUAAAUUUAGGGAACUGUCCAGCAAGUUCACCCGGUUAAAAGAAGAGGCUCAGGAACUGCACCGAGACGUGACGCUCAGAAGGUGCCUCACUCGAAGGGGCCGCGUCGAGGAGAUCGUCAGGGAGUGCGCGGGCCUCGAGGAGGAGUUCCGGGCGUACGGCGACGAGAUGGAGGAGCUGAGGGGCGUGUUCGACCAGGCGUGGGACGAGCAGAUCCAGAGGGUGUACGCCGAGCAGGAAGUCUUUCAGUCGCAGGUGAACGACGUGGCGACCCUUCGAGACGAGAAUAAGCGUCUUAUGAUCAUUGCUCAGCAACUUGAGCCUUAUAUACGCUCCAUCACGGCUCUUAUGGAAAGGAUAUCGCCCAAACUCCAGGUGCCACAGGGCCAGGCCAUGACCACGUCCCAGGUGUCAGUCAUGGAUUCGAGCGAGAACAUCAUGCAACAAAUUCUGGACCAGAUUAGUGCUUGCAAGCCGGACCAACAACAAAGGGUCGAAGGGCGGGGAUGCGCGGACGGAGCGAGUCGAGCUUCCGGCCCCGUCGAUGACUCGGGCGCCGGUGGAGGAGGAGGUGGAGCUGGAGGAGGAGGUGGAGCGGGUGGAGGUGUGAUAGGGUCCCCGGGGCUUCUCAUAGGGGGGAUUCCGAAACCCCCCGACCCCCCUCACUCCCGGAGGACGCCCGACCAGGAGGAGGACCAGGAGAGCGACCACGCCCAUGGCUUCUCUCCAGGGCCGGGCUCAGGUCGGGGCGAUCCGGGCCUCCCCACUAGGGACACGGACAAGUACCGCGGCCCGGUGUCGCCUGCCUCCUCCAUGGGCUCCACCUUAGCGUCGUCCGUGCUGGGCGGGUCCUAUGCGGAGGUGCGGCGGCCCGAGCGCAGCGCGAGGCGCAAAAGACAGAACAGUGAGGGGGACUCUUUAGUGUGGGAGCGCCAACGAGGCUGUGAGAGUGAGAGCGAGAUGGUGUCCUCGACGUCCUCCUUGCGGAUCAACCAGCGCCGCGGCUCGGAGGGCAGCGAGGUGGAGGAGGGCAAGAAGGGGGUCUUCAUGCAGCUGCUGCAGAUGGUGCGCUUGCGCGAGGACAAGAAGAAGCAGGACUACGAGAGCGACGUGGACGAGGGCCGCGCCUCGUCCAGAGAGCGCGGGACGAUGGGCCGCGUCGUCCAUCGCCUGUCGCGGACCAAACUGCUGGCAGACCACCACCCGGACCACUUCCGAGACCUCGCAUCGCUGGCCUUCGACCCCUCGGCCGUGCCCGAGAGGCCGAAGUCUGCCUGCGACAACACGCUGCUUCGAAACGCCGAGAAGCUCUACUCCGGGCUGGGCUCCGUGCGCGCCUACAGCGGCGAGCCCGAGGCCGGCGACCGCGUGAGCGCCGAGCGGCUGAACGAGGUGCGCGAGGCGCAGGCGCGCGCCGUGGCCGCGUCGUGCCACUCGCGCGAGAACUCCGUGGGGCGCGCAAGGUCGGCCGAGCGGGAGGCGGCGGGCAUCAGGACGCCCAAGGCGGUGCCGGUGCCGCGCGUGCCGCAGGGGAGCCGCGGCGGCGAGUUCAGCCUGGGGGAGGUCAAGGCCAUCGUGCACGCCGAGCAGCUGGGGGGGCCGAGCCGCAAGUCCCCGGGGCGCAAGGACAUGGACACGAUCUACGCGGUGGCCACGGUGCCCCGCAAGAGCGCGUCCAAGAAGGAGAACAUCUACGAGAACGUCCCGAUCCAGGCCGAGCUGAUGGGCGGCAGGCAGUUCCGCGAGGACCCGCGCGCCCGACCCGUGUUCAAGAAGCAGAACUCCCUGGACGCCCUUCCCUCCGAGUCGAGAAAGGCGAGCUCGAUGCGGAAGAGCGACGGCGGCGGCGGCGGCGGCGGCUCGGGCGGCGCGAGGCACGGCACGCUGCGGAAGGCGGACAGUUUCGAAGGGCACGAGGAGGCAGUGAAAACUUUGGUGGCCGCUGUCCAGGAGACAAGAAUAUUAAGGCGAAAGAAAACUAAAUGAUCAACUUUGAACAUAAUUUAUAAAAUGUUCAUGUUUUUACAGUUGCAUUUCCAAGCUUAUCAUCGCCUGCAGCAGAGAAAAACUGCAUUUUUUUUCUUCCUAUUAAGUCGAUAAAGUGUUGAUCAAUCAAAACAGUAGUCUGCCUAAUAUGCGAUACUCAUAUUCAUGAAUAGGAAAAAAAGAAAGAAGAAAAAGUUUAAAACGAGAUUACGAAAUCAGAAACUUACCAAAGAGUUCAUGCUACUCGUGCAAGUGUGUCAAGUGUUAUACAGUUUUUGAUAAAAGUUAAGGAGUUUAGAUAUAACUUGGGUAACUGCUAGAGACAAGGAAAUAGUUACGUUGGCGAAGUGUAGGUGUAAGUGAAAAAAAAAAAAAUAAUAAAAUUAAAAAAUUAUCAGUGACAGUGUUACAGUACAUAAUGUGCUUACAUGGUUGUGACUAACAGUUGUACAUGAAUCGAGAGCAAGUUCGAAGACGCAUCCAGAGUGAGAUUUCGCACAACUGAACGAAUGGCAAGUUGUAUCCGACUUAGCUGAUCUUCAACGUCGUCUUAUAACACCGUGGUAUCUCUUAUGAAGGGUUGAAUAUAAGUGUGAGGGUCUGUCAGAGUGUGUUUCUACAUUAUAGUAAAAGCUGGCCUCAAAUGAAUACCGUUUUCGGGUGCUUAAAACUGGCCAAUAACAAACACAUUAUGUUAUAUACUUUGUUCAUGAAAAAUACAAGCAACAACAACAACAACUAAGGGUGUUCUAUGAUAGUAAUGUGUACUAAUACUAGUCUUUUAUACAUAUAAAGGUUCUGUAGACAA
Messenger RNA from Penaeus vannamei (Pacific white shrimp), 3089 nucleotides. The record is from RefSeq and is a predicted model, not a curated record. Lineage: Eukaryota; Metazoa; Arthropoda; Malacostraca; Decapoda; Penaeidae.